AUGUCUUCCGUCGCGGGUGAGGUGGCCGCGACCAUCCAGGCCGCCCACAUCAGGACCGACCCAGACCCCAAGCUCGACAUUGCGCCCUCGACCGCUGCCGAGGAGAAGCAGCCCAUGACCCUCGAGGAGUCGACGAGGUUGAGCCAAGCCGACGACGCGCUGCAUCACGACGACGACGGCAUCGACCAAGACGACAUCCCCUACAGUGUCCUUCGGCCGACGCCGCGGAAGCGCAGCCUUCCUCCGCUGCCAGACCUCCGCUUCGAGCAGAGCUACCUCCACAGUAUCUCCAAUGCCGACGCUUGGUGGAAGGUGCUGCUCAUCACGGCCAGAGACCAGAUUGUGAUGCCCCUGGCACAGGGCUUGGUGUACAAUCUCCUCUUGUGCGGAUGGCAACAUUGGAAUCGAAAUGCCAGGCUGCACGGCAAUACUGCAGGUGCCAGGCUGAGGAGAUGGUGGUACGGUGUAAAUAACUGGACAGUGCCCCGCAAAAGGACAUGA
Molecule: messenger RNA, 501 nt
Organism: Hirsutella rhossiliensis
Lineage: Eukaryota; Fungi; Ascomycota; Sordariomycetes; Hypocreales; Ophiocordycipitaceae
Exons: 2
Coding region: 1-501 (166 amino acids)
Biological process (GO): mitophagy
Molecular function (GO): mitochondrion autophagosome adaptor activity
Source: RefSeq, a predicted model, not a curated record